Molecule: messenger RNA, 3817 nt
Organism: Salpingoeca rosetta
Lineage: Eukaryota; Choanoflagellata; Craspedida; Salpingoecidae
Exons: 7
Coding region: 89-3529 (1146 amino acids)
Source: RefSeq, a predicted model, not a curated record
AUCUUCCCGGCACGGCAUCGCCUUGCUGUAUCGCCUUGCUUUGCUGUUUCGCAAGCCAGCACAUCAUCCAGGCCACUUGAGAUAGCGGAUGCAUGCCACCAUGAGCGUGGUGCCAUCCAAACGUCGUGAGCACCACCACGCCCACGCCCACGACGGCAGCCCAGACGCACGCGAAGUUUCGUUGGGACAACGCUCAACAACGCGUGAACGGUUGCCUCCUACGCUGGAUGAGGAUGCCGGAAGUCGCCGCCGCCGCCACAGUGCACGCAGGGACGAAUCUGGCAGCGAGAGAGCUGGCAGGAAACAGGGUCGCCAAGGGAAACAACAGCAACACCAGCAGCAGCACCAGCAGCAGCGACACGUGGGUGGCUGGCGUCGCAGCACGUCGAAGCAGCAUGCGGAGGUGGCCAAAGCCAUCCACGAGCUGGAGCAGGGCUGGGACGCCUCCACGUUCCUCACCACCGAGCGCAGCAUGACAUCGAUUACGCGCACCGAUCCCGCGACUCGCCGCCCCCGUGCUGACCUGACAACAGCUGGACUGCCAUCACCCUACGCGACUCCGGCCAAGGCCUCCCAGCGCUCUGUUUCAGCAAAGGGCCGCUCUGCCUCGCACGACAGCCUGCGCAUCGUCACCAUGCUGGGCACGCCAUCAGCGGCACUAACGUCAACGCCGCCCCGUCAGAGGAGCGUACAAAGCGCCACAACCCCGCGCACCCCAAAUCGCAUGCUCACACAGCGGCGCAGCUUGUCUGCCCGCCCCACAGUCCCCAUCACAGCUCACAUGAAACUGGAGUUUGUUGGCCGAACCCCGCACAAUCACAGAGUAUUGUACUCUGUUCAACAGCACCUGUCAACGAAGCGGCGCACCGUCCCUCUCUUCUGCGGCCUUGUCAAGGCUGGUGAUACUAUGCGCUUGGAUGUGGUGACGGGGGAGCCACGCCUCGUGCUCGUCGUGCACCGUGACCACGUGGUGUCGGAGAAGUGGACAUCGUGCUGCCAAUAUGGGAUGCGCAUCGGAGCGCGACCUGGCGGGCGCUCGGGCCAGUUUGUUCUCGCGGCUGCUGCUGGACGCCCGUGCCUGCGGUGUCAGGUUCGCGGUGCAUUGCGUAAUGGCGGCGGCCGCGGCUUUUGGUCCGAGGACAACACCAUCACAGACGACUACACAACAGCCAGCACCACCAUUCACGACAGCAGCAGCGGCAGCGGCAGUGGCGUGCCCUCGUCAUCAGCAUCAUCGCCGUCCACGCAGAAACGGACUGCAGGGGCCGGCAGUGCUCGCUCACAGCGUGCUCGCCCCAAUGCUCAUGACGGUUACGAUGAUGAUUUCGAUUCGUACUCGCAAACUGACGACGGCAACGACAGCAGCAGCAGCCGUGAUGGCAGGUCAGCAGCGAACAAGUACACGGGUAGCAGCAGCAGUAGUGGUGAUCACUCAGGCAGUCAUGAUGACAACGAUGAUGACGUACACGCUGAUGCUACUGCGAGAAGUGGAGAUGAUCUCCGUGCUGGCAUCAACAUCGCUCCACCAUUGCACCAAACAAGACGCAACCAACACCGCGCCCGUCCACCAUCCUCUUCCUCCUCCCACCGCCGCCCUGGCAGCGCCACCACUCGCCGGCAGCAGCGCCAACCCAAAUCCGCACCGGCGCUGCGGCGAGCAGCAAGCCGUGAUCACAGCCGUGGUGUUGGUGGUGGCGGUGGUGGUCGAGGGAUAAAACCAAACGGGCGGCCGAUGACUGCAGGUGGUGCUGCACUGCGAGGGAGCAGACGCGGGGACAGCAGAUCCGCUGAUGAUGUUCAUGGCGGUGAUAUGUUCGGCGACAGGGAGGGACCAGUGACUCCGAUGGCACACGGGCGACACAUGUUGGAGGGAGUUGAAGGUGUGGCGGGGAUGGGUGAUGGCGGCAACGCAUCAGCGGAGGACACGUGCGGUGCACGGAAUGAAGGCGGAGAUGGCCGCGAAGUCGAACGGGGCAUUGUUGGCGGGGGAGAAGCUGAUGCGAUCGUGCUGAAACGUGAACAGAAACAGGGGGCGGAAGACCUGGAAGAUAAGAUGGAGGAAGAAGGAAAAGAGGUGGAGGUGGAAGAAGAAGAAGAACGCAAAGUGGGAGUGGAAGACAAGGAGAAGGAAGAAGAAGAAGAGAAAGAUGCGGGAGAAGAGGAGUACCAGCACCAGCACCAGCACCAGCAGCCGCAGCAACGGGCUGCAGUUGAGGACGAGAUUCCCAGGCGUGAAGGAGAGGAAGAAAAGCAAAGAAAAGAGGAGCACAUGCAGCGUGCAGACGACGCCGUCGCUUCGCCGCCGCCAUUUCAAUGGCCGGGAGAGGUGGAGCAAGCAAGUGAACCACUAACACGUUCCCCAGAUCACACACAAGACACGAGUAAUCCCUCGCCAUCGAUGGUGCCAGCUAGCGAUGAUGAUGAAGAGCACUAUGGCCGCAGCAAUGCUGAAGAUGACAAUGAAGCUGGUGAUUCAGAGGACGUAGCGGUGGCGAUGGCUGCAGAUGCAGCACUCCUCUCCGCCACCGCUAUUGGCCUUCCGCUUCUGAUUCACGCACCAGCAGACGCACCCCCGCUCUCAUUCAGGAACGCGUCGCCGGUGCACCGGGAGAUUUUUCCGAUCGUUGAGGAGACGGAGCCCGAGUCCGGGGCAACGACGCCAUACACAUCCAAGCACGCGUCGCACGCCGUGCCGCCGGCACCAGCCCUCAUGCGCCAGCAGGGGCGGACGGGCAGCGCUGUGCAGAUGGGCACCAGUCGUGGUGGUGCUCCCAGCACGAGCGUCGAUGAUGAUGACGCUGGUGGAGAUGGUGACGAAGAUGACGCUGGUGGUGAGGCCACGUCGCACAAUGCGAGCAGCGAUGCGGUGGAGGAGGAGCUGGCAGCGCUGGUGAUGGCCUCUGUUGUCCAACAGAGCACCGACCACACCACCGCCACCAACAACAACGACGACAACGACCAGACCAUCACCACCACUUCCGAUGUCAGUGGUGGGCGCAACAUCCAUGAUGGCAGACACCUCCGGCCCUGUGGUGGUGGAGCCAACGACCAUGACGGUGAUGACGAUGAUGACACGACAACCGAUGAUGACGAUGAGGUGUUGGGUGGAGCAGUGCAGGCCAGACGCGUGCGGAGAAACCGGCGGCCAAUGUCUGCUCGCCGGCGAACACCGCGCGCACAGCACGCUGCGACCACGAAGGAGGGUGGUGAUGGUGGUGGAGAGUCUGGAAACGAAUCAGACUGGGAAGGGCUGCGUAAUGAAUGCGAUGAUGGUGGUGGCAGUGGCGAUGGUGGUGGCAGCCACAGCAGCGGCGGCGGCGGCUUGGCGCGCAUGAUGCGACAGCGUGGUGGCGAUGCGGAGAGCAACGCGUACGACUCGGAUGAGGACGGGUCGCUGCUGUCUGGGGGGCAGUUCACCCCGCGCAUUGUGAUGCAGCAGCAGGAGACGCAUGAUUUUGAUCUUGACGAGCUGUUCGCUUCCGAUGAGGAGGACGUUUAUUACGAGGAACAGCCACAUAGGGACCAGUAGAAGCAACAUGUGGUGUGGUGUGUGUGUGUGUGUUGCGACGGGACUGCGUGUCGUGAUGGGUGAUAGCAGCGUACGGGAUUUGUGUUGAUGGGAACGCAAUAGUGUGUGUAUGCAACAGUAGCCAUAGAACAUGAGAGGGUGGUGAGGAAUGGACGCCCCAAAUGAUGUAGACAUGCAUGAUUUCGUGUGAAUACUGGGCGCUGGGAGCAUAUUAUGUUUUAGACACGGUUUAGUUGCUUGCAUGCAUCCCCCUCAUUAUAACCGGACCAAUAAACACUGUGUACACAC